AUGGCUUGCAAGGAAAGCAGGGCUUGCGAGGACAGCACAGCUUGCGAGGACAGCACAGCUUGUUGCGAGGACAGCACAACAUUCAAGGACAGCACAGCCUGCGAGGACUGCACAGCUUGCGAGGACAGCAUAGCUUACGAGGACAGCACAGCUUGCGAGGACAGCACAGGUUGCAAGGACAGAACAGCUUGCGAGGACAGCACAGCUUGCAAGGACAGCACAGGUUGCGAGGACAGCACAGCUUGCCAGGACAGCACAGCUUGCGAGGACGGCACAGCUUGCGAGGACAGCACAGCUUGCGAGGACAUCACAGCUAGCGAGGACAGUUCAACUUCAGAGGACAGUUCAACCUUGCGAGGACAGCACAGCUUGCAAGGACAGCUCAACUUGAGAGGACAGCUCAACUUCAGAGGACAGCUCAACUUGAAACGACAGCUCAUCUUGAGAGGACAGCUCAACUUGAGAGGACAGCUCAACUUGAAAGGACAGCUCAACUUAAGAGGACAGGUUAACUUGAGAGGACAGCUCAACUUGAGAGGACAGCUCAACUUGAGAGGGCAGCUGAACUUGAGAGGGCAGCUCAACUUGAGGCGACAGCACAGCUUGCGAGGACAGCACAGCUUGCGAGGACAGCACAUUUUGCGAGGACAGCACAGUUUGCGAGGACAGCACAGCUUGCGAGGACAGCACAGCUUGCGAGGAGAGAACGGCUUGAGAGGACAGCACAGGUUGCGAGGACAGCACAGGUUGCAAGGACAGCACAGCUUCCAAGGACAGCAAAGCUUGCGAGGACGGCACAGCUUGGGAGGACAGCACAGCUUGCGAGGACAGCACCGCUUGCGACGACAGCACAGCUUGCGAGGACAGCACAGCUUGCGAGGACAGCACAGCUUGCGAGGACAGCACAGCUUGCGAGGACAGCUCAGAUUGAGAGGACAGCUCAACUUGAGAGGACAGCUCAACUUGAGCAGACUGCUCAACUUGAGAGGAAAUCUCAACUUGAGAGGACAGCUCAAUUUGAGAGAACAGCUCAACUUGAGAGGACAGCUGCACUUGAGAGGACUGCACAACUUGAGAAGACAGCACAAUUUGCGAGGACAGCAAAGCUUGCUAGGACAGCAAAGUUUGCGAGGGCAGAACAGCUUGCGAGGACAGCACGGCUUCUCACAGAGGUUGGGAGGUCAGCUCAGCUUGCGUGGACAGCAGAGCUUGCGAGGACAGCACAGCUUGCGAGGACGACACGGCUUGCGAGGACAGCACGGCUUGCGAGGACAGCACAGCUUGCGAGGACAGCACGGCUUGCGAGGACAGCACAGCUUGCGAGGACAGCACAGCUUGCGAGGACAGCUCAACUUGAGAGGACAGCUCAACUUGAGAGGACAGCUCAAUUUGAGAGGACAGCUCAACUUGAGAGUACAGCUCAACUUGACAGCUCAAUUUGAGAGCACAGGUCAACUUGAGAGGACAGCUCAACUUGAGAGGACAGCUCAACUUGAGAGGGCAGCUGAACUUGAGAGGGGAGCUCAACUUGAGACGACAGCACAGCUUGCGUGGACAGCACAGCUUGCGAGGACAGCACAGCUUGCGAGGACAGCACAGCUUGCGAGGACAGCACAGCUUGCGAGGACAGCACAGCUUGCGAGGACAGCACAGCUUCCGAGGACAGCACAGCUUGCGAGGAGAGAACGGCUUGUUAGGACAGUACAGGUUGCGAGGACAGCACAGGUUGCGAGGACAGCACAGCUUCCAAGGACAGCACAGCUUGCGAGGACAGCACAGCUUGUGAGGGCAGCACAGCUUGCGAGGACAGCACAGCUUGCGAGGACAGCACAGCUUGCGAGGACAGCACAGCUUGCGAGGACAGCACAGCUUGCGAGGACAGCACGGCUUGCGAGGAAAGCACAGGUUGCGAAGACAGCUCAGCUUGAGAGGACAGCUCAACUUGGGAGGACAGCUCAACUUGAGCGGACAGCUCAAGUAGAGAGGACAGCUCAACUUGAGAGGACAGCUCAACUUGAGAGGACAGCUCAACUUGAGAGGACAGCUCAACUUGCGAGGACAGCUCGAGAGGACAGCUCAUCUUGA
Messenger RNA from Schistocerca americana (American grasshopper), 2085 nucleotides. RefSeq names its product collagen alpha-2(IV) chain-like. The record is from RefSeq and is a predicted model, not a curated record. Lineage: Eukaryota; Metazoa; Arthropoda; Insecta; Orthoptera; Acrididae. Bases 1 to 2085 code for a protein of 694 amino acids. The transcript is spliced from 4 exons.